GAGAGUCUUCUUUUUACACAGGACAAACCAGCACACAAAGUGUUUAUUUUCAAUUUUACUUUAUACCUGGUAUAUACUCCCAUAUUUACUUCUAUAGAAUUAGACAGUUAAUAUCAAGUUAUAUCAAGUUAUUUUUGAUCCACAGAUAGCAAAGCAAACUCACAAACGAACCUCACAGAUAUUUCAAUUGUAAACUAUAUUUAAUAUAUAUUCACUUAUAGUUAUAUAGAUCUGGAGUUUGUUUGACUAUUAUCAUCUGUUUAUUUACUGCAACAAUAUUUUUAUAUUACUAGGAUAGUUUUAGUUAUUGUCUAGCUUUAUAUUGCCCAUAGCAGCUUGUUUCACUUGACUCUCUUCUAUUGACUUUCCACCAUGUCCAAUUUUGAAGACGACGAAGCCUUAUUCGAUGACAUUUAUGCAGGUGAUCAACCUAAAACCGUUGACACUGCGCCUUCAAAUGUUACCGAAAAAGAAACUUCUCUCACACAACAACCAUCAAGCUAUAAUAAUGAAGCACAAGCCACCACCGAUAAUACUGGUAAUGAUGCAGCUGUUGGUACGGUUCCAGAAAGUGAAUCGGUCAACCAAAGUGGCUCAUUACAACCUUAUAACAACCUUCCUUUGACCGACUCUAACUCUAGCAAUACUACUGAACAACCCCAGCAGAAUUUACUACCUAGUGUUAACGGACAAGGCCAAGGUCAGAUUCCUGGCCAGCCUGACUAUGCCACCGCGUUCCAGCAGCUGCAGCAAUUCCAAAUGAUGCAACAGCAGCAGCAACAGCAACAGCCGGGCCAGGGGCAGAUGCCAAUGCAUGGAAUGCCUCAACUAUCACAGUAUCAACAGUAUCAGCAAUUCCAGAAUCAAAACCAAAAUCAAAACCAAAAUCAAGGCCAAGGCCAAAUUGAAAAUCAAAAUCAAAAUCAAGGUGAUGUUCAAAACCAAAACCAAACUAAUGCACACAUUCCUGAUAUCACUGAAGUUGAAGUUCCAACCAAUUAUAAAGAUACAGUGAAGGCAGACUUGUCUAAUAAGGAUGUUGGAAAGCUUUUCAUUGGUGGUUUGAACUGGGAAACUGACGAAGAUAGAUUGAAACAAUACUUCGGUAAAUAUGGUGAGGUUCUUGAGACAAAUGUCAUGAGAGAUAGUAGUACUGGUAAGUCCAGAGGUUUCGCCUUUUUGACCUUUGCAGCCAGUGAUAGUGUUGAUGCCGUUCUGAGAGAAAAGCAUAUUCUUGACGGUAAGUUGAUUGACCCAAAGAGAGCUAUCCCAAAAGAUGAACAAGAAAAGGUUGGUAAGGUGUUUGUGGGUGGUAUCGCAGCUGAUGUCACCCCUGAAGAAUUCAGAAAUUAUUUUGAAAAAUUUGGUACUAUCAUUGAUUCUCAGUUGAUGAUCAACAAAGAUACUGGUAAGUCUAGAGGUUACGGUUUCGUUACCUAUGAUUCUGCCGAAGCAGUUGAUAGGGUGACAAGAAACAAUUAUGUCAUGUUCCACGGGAAGAAGAUGGAAAUCAAGAAAGCAGAACCUAGAACUCAACACCUGAGAAAUCAAGGUAAAACUGCUGAUGGUUCCAGCCCAAUGGGUGGUAACCAGAUGAACAUGAUGAAUAACGGCGGCUACAUGAUGAACGGCUAUGGAGACAUGUCACAAUAUUGGCAGCAGAUGCAACAGAUGCAACAGAUGCAGCAAUAUUGGAUGCAAAUGCAACAACAGCAGCAACAAAAUCAGCAAAUGUCGCCAAACUCCCAGGAAGCUCAAAUCAACAUGUACCAAAUGGGAAAUGAUAAUGGCAAUAGCAAUAACAAUGAUGAUGAUGUUCCAAACCCACAAGAGCGUGGAAACCAAUACCGCGAUGAUGAAGAAGAUUCAAGAAGCAUUCCCAACUUACCAUCUGGUCCUAAAAAAUUCAGGGAAAAAGGUUCAGGAGGCAGUUCAGGAGACCGUGACCGGGAUCGGGACAGAGAUCGGGAUCGUGGAAAUGGUGGAAACGGUGGUAGCCGUUUUAACGAGAGAAGAAGUGGUGGUGGUGGCGGCGGUAAUGGAGGUGGUAGUAGAAGAAGCGGAAAGUACAGAAGUGGAAGAAGGAACAACUACCAUCCAUAUCGCAGAUCGUAAAUGAGUUGAUGAAAGGCUACUCAUAUUGCUACAAAUGUAUAUAGGUGAUAUAUAUACGCAUGAGUGUAUGUAUGAUGUGUAUGUUCUGGCAUGAAUAAUCGUUUUUCUAAUAUACUUCCUUUUUAUGUUUCACU
Messenger RNA from Pichia membranifaciens NRRL Y-2026, 2249 nucleotides. RefSeq lists its product as hypothetical. The record is from RefSeq and is a predicted model, not a curated record. The coding region runs from base 373 to 2115 and encodes 580 amino acids. Gene Ontology annotation, molecular function: RNA binding. Lineage: Eukaryota; Fungi; Ascomycota; Pichiomycetes; Pichiales; Pichiaceae. The transcript has a single exon.